Molecule: messenger RNA, 1716 nt
Organism: Ceutorhynchus assimilis (cabbage seed weevil)
Lineage: Eukaryota; Metazoa; Arthropoda; Insecta; Coleoptera; Curculionidae
Source: the annotation of a GenBank genome assembly
GUAAUGCCAGAUACGGAAAAUUUUGGUAGUUUUUAUAUGACUCCUGAAAGUUCUAAUGGCAAAAAUUUUUCCGAGGAUCAAGUAAUGGAAUCUGGAAACGUGGAAAUUGUUACUAUUCCUUAUAGCUAUGUUCAAAAAAUUCCAUCUCCAUCAUCAACAGUUUCUUCGCAUGAUUCCGAUAGAUAUGAAGAAGUAGACUUACUUCCUGUCAAACAAAACAGGCCAAAAGACACAAAAAAACAAAUAAACAAUAUGAUUAAAAAAUACUUAGCUAAACUCAUAGUAGAAAAAUACGGCCUAAGCAAACGAAAUAACAACACAAAUAAAAACAACAGGAAAUACGAAAACAAUAUCCUCUCGAGCAAUCUGACCAACAACAACCUCAAAACCGAUCCAGAAUCUAAAUUUCUUUACACCAACGUCUUGUGGGACCUCAAAAACAAGACAAUAUCGAAACUCAAACAAUUUUUUAAUAUUUUUACUGUCGUGAAAUUCAAUAAUACCGAAUGCAACGCGACAAAUUGGGCAGGAACUUGGCAAGGAGUUUGUUUGACUUCCGCGGAAUGCACUCAGUGGAACGGUACCGCUUUGGGCACGUGUGCAAGCGGAUAUGGAGUUUGUUGCGUUUUUAGAGGCACUUGUGGAGACUCGUCAAGCAUGAAUUGUUCUUAUUUUAAAAGUCCAAAUUAUCCAGAUUAUUAUCCUUCGAAUGGGGGAGUUAUUACUCCGACAACUACUGUGGGACCUACUAUUUUUCCUACACCUGAUCCAAGGCUAUACUGGUACUAUAACAAUAAAGGCUCUGGAGACGAGAGUUCAGACAAUUCAAUGAUGAGCAGACAAAGUGGGUCUGACACAAUGUCUUGUACAUUUAGCGUUUUCAAAAGUAAUUCCAAUGUGCGGCAGUUUAGAAUUGAUUUUAUUGAUUUAGAUCUGGCCAGCCCUACUAAUGGAACGUGUACUAAUGAAAGACUCGUCAUUACUGGCCAAAAUACUAAUGAUAGGAUACCGGUCAUAUGUGGUUAUAAUACUGGACAACACGUGUAUGUAGACGUUUCUCAGCUCUCAGGCCCUCUCAAACUUAUGAUCCUCAGCACAACGGGUGCAAGAAAAAGAUUUAAACUAAGAAUUUGUCAAUACACAGACGCUUGCACUAGUUCCCAAAGCAAUUGCCUGCAAUAUUACACAGGAGUGAGUGGAGUCAUUCAAAGUUUCAACUACGACCAAGCAUCAAUGUUCAAUCGUAGUACUCCAGGGUACUUUAAUAAUUUGAACUACGCUAUUUGCAUUCGAAGAGAAGCAGGAUAUUGUUCUAUAACUUAUACAAACGUACGAAACAGUCAGACAAAUCCAUUUCAAUUGGUGAACGUUUUGCCAAAUGGUCAGUCAACAGUACCAUCCGGUCAGGCCGGUGUGGAUGUACUCAAUUGUCCGGAUGAUUAUAUUAUAAUUGACGGUACCCGACUGUGCGGCGAUCGGUUUAAUGAUGGUUCUACUAGUACGAAUUUUAGUUUAAAUGCUGCAGUAACAGAUACAAGCACUGGGCCUAUAGUGAUUAAUAUUAGGACCAAUAGCAACGUAACCGGAUUAGGGUUUAAGCUGUAUUACAUGCAGAAUGCGUGUACUUAAAUAAGUAUUGGAAGCCAUUAUUUAUUGUAUUUAUUUAUUGAAUUUGUAUUUUUAGUAUUAAAGGCUUAUUUUGAAAUAACUAUGCCC